CAACGAGAAAGAAGAAGAAUUCGAUUGGAAUGGAAUCGUCGAACGUGAAACGAUUGGUUUUUAAGUAUUAAAUUAAAUGAAAAGAUAAGUCAAGUACGUGCGCGCGAAGAAAAGUGUAAACGUUCGUGAUGACGAAACGCGAACGUUUUUGCGAGCGUAGAGAACAUUUGUCGAGUUGUAUUUAAUAAGGGAAAAGAAAAGAAAAGAAAAAGAAAGAAAAACAGCAACGACGAUAAUCAGAAGACGAAGAAGAAGAAGAAGAAGAAGAAGAAGAAAGAAGAAUAAGAUGAUUAAAUAAAUCGAUGUUAUUCAGAAGGAAAAGAAUGGAAAGGAAAAUACAAAAGAUCCGAGAAGUGUAUCCGAUUCGAUUGAUGAAAAAUGAUGAAGGACAAAGUCGAUUAAGAAAUAAUUGGAAAUCUUAUUAAUCGUUCAAAUGCUUACGUAAAAACGUGAAAGUAGAGAUCAACGUAAACAAAAGGAAGGAAUCGUUUGGGAGGUCACGUUCUAAACGAGUUCAUUGAUCUUUUCCUUAUAUGUUUCUAACGUGAUAAGUAUUUACCUGGAAAUUUAUACAAACGAAUCGACGAUAGUUUUUCUGUUUACAGAUAUAUACGUAAACAUACGCGAAUAUUAUAUAUGCGAAUACUAAUUUAUAGGAACGUAUAAACGAUGGAUUUCCUCGUAUUUGAUCGUUAGAUAACUAUCGCGUGUCGGCGAGCACACAUAUACGGAUUAAAGUAAACGUAAAGAAAUAAGAUAUAUAAAUCUUCCUUCGAAUAAAAAGAAUUCUUUUUCGAUUAAUAAAAUAUCAGUGAACAUAUCAGUGUACGAGUUUAAAAAGAGACAGCUGGACGGACUUACGAAGAAGGGAGGGGGAAGAGUUGUGAAAAAGAAACAAAAAAAAAAGAAUUGAAUAAAAGAGAGAGAGAGAGUAAUUGAUACAUUCCGUGUAUAAUACAUCGACAUACUUCUCUCGAGAUGAGUUGUUAAUCGAAUAAAAUCUUUAAUUAAUGCUUAUGUGAAUUCGAAAGAAAAGACGUCAUUAAAGAAGAAGAUGUUACCGACGAUUGAAUGAAUAUCUGAAAAGCAAUUGCGAAAGAAGAAGAAGAAGAAAAAGAAGAAAUAUUCUGGAUCUUGAGAAGAGGACCAGGAAGAUAGACGAAAAAGAAAAGAAAAGAAGAGAAAAGUGCGUCGAAAGAAUUGUUUCGUAUAAAUUGAAAUAAGAGUGUUCGUGUGAAAGGUCACAGUAAUGCGGGAAACCAAGCCGAAUGAGACUCUACGAGGAUAGUGAAAUUUAAUCUUUUGUAAAUUUUAGUUUUUUCUUUGGAAGAAAGUGAUCGAACAACGAACCAACGAAUCAACGAACGAACGAACGAAUUAACGAAUUAACGAACCGAAAAGGAGGGUGGGUUGGUUGGUUUUGUUGUUUGGAGGGUUGAAAAACGUCGGGAAAAAAAUAUAGUUUUUUACGUUAUCGGAAAAUGGAUCUCAGUACGACCCCACGUAGGGCCACCGACGGUCUCAGUGACCUUCAGAAGACAAGGGUUGCCAAAAGUGUAUUCAGCAUACGUAGCCUGGUCGAUGUCGAGGAAGCUGAGUUUCCGGUGAACGAGGAAGAAAUAAUCAACGAUCAGUCGAGCGUACGAGGAGGAGGAGGAGGUGGCGGCGGCGGCAGCGGCGGCGGCGGAGGAGGAGGAGGAGGAGGAGGAGGAGGAGGGGGAGGAGGUGGAGGUGGAGGUAGCGAGCAGGCCGUCCCUCAGACGAGUCCUGCUAGCAGCACGAGUAGCUUGAGCCAGGUGAAUCAGGUGAGCCAGCAGGUGAGCCAACAAACUCACCAGCAGUCUCGCCAACAACAACAACAACAACAACAACAACAACUGCAGCAGCAGCAGGCAACAACACCGACACCAUCAAUACCAUUAAACACCGUAUCGUCAGCCGCGUUACUGUUAUUAUCUACGAGAGGAUCACCGGCAUCGCCAAUAGCGACGAUAAUAACAGCUACCACGACAACGACGACAACGACGACAACGACAACAACAGCAGCAGCGGCGGCAGCAGCAGCGGUAGCAGCAGCAGCAGCAGCGGCUGCGGCAGCGGCUGCGGCAGCAGCAGGAGCUACGACGACGACGACGACGACGACGACAACGACGACGACGACGACGCCUCAAUCCGCACAGAUGGGAAUCUCAACGGAAGAGGUUAGGCCCGAGGAAGAGGGCAGCCACCCGAGGGCAGCUCCAACGAGCCCUGAAAGCGAGGCUGAGGUCGACGACUUUGCACCUAAGAGGAAGCAACGACGUUACAGGACGACCUUCACUAGCUUCCAGUUGGAAGAACUCGAGAAGGCAUUCUCGAGGACUCAUUAUCCUGACGUUUUCACCAGAGAGGAGCUCGCUAUGAAGAUCGGCCUGACAGAAGCAAGGAUACAGGUAUGGUUUCAAAAUCGUCGAGCGAAAUGGCGAAAACAGGAAAAAGUUGGGCCACAAGCCCACCCGUAUAAUCCUUAUCUCGGAUCGGGAGCACCCCCGCCAUCAGCUGUCGUAGCACCCACUUUACCGAAUCCAUUCGCCCAUUUGGGUAGCUUCGCCCUCCGUAAACCGUUCGAUGCCUUUCGUUAUCCACCUUUGGGCCACGGACCUGUCCUUCCUGGAGCAUACACCACUCACCCUUAUCAUCGAGCCCCACCUCCGUUGUUACCACCGGGCAUGCCAUUACCCUACACGUCCGCGGCAUCGUUUCAAAGCCUAUUGGCAAAUAUAUCAGCCGCACAAAGGCCAAAACUCGUUCGAGGCUCAACACCACCACCACCGGCACCACCACCACCUCAACCAGCCCCACCACCGAUAACUUUGUCUCAUCCACCGGUUCCUCAAGCACCACCGACGGCUACCUCACCACAAAGUUCACCGACUGGUAGCGUUGGUUUACCCGACAUCGACAGGAGAACCAACAGCAUUGCAUCCCUACGAUUGAAAGCACGAGAAUACGAGCUCCAUCUUGAAAUGCUCAGGAAAAAUGGAGAUCUCAUUAGCUGAAGAUGGUGCCCGAACGAUAUUUACUUUUUCAACGACGACGCAAAACUAUCGACCUGUGCCUCGAUAAUAAUAUUAAUCAAAGGAAUAUGAUAACGAUUAUUCACGAAUAAUCUAGUGACAAUGAUUACGCGAACUAGGAAAGAUAUAUAAUAUCGAGAGUCUACCCUAAGUGGUAGGAAGAAAGAGAGAAAAUAAAAGUUAAAUGAAUAAAUAUCAAACCGAAGAAAUUAAAGUGUCGUCCAACGAUACGACAAUGAAUUUUUCUUUCGAACGAAUUUUUCUAUCGGUCUGUAACAUUUUCCAACUACGACAACGACGACUUAAAAUUCGCCAAACGAUAGUUCUCAUCGAACGAUUUCGCUUGUUUUGGAUGUUCUUAAAAGAAAGUAAUAUCCCUUGUUUCUUUUUUUUCUUUUUUUUUUUAUGUCGUUUAAAUUAAAACCACGAGAAUUUUAUUUGUUAAUCGUUGUUGCUUUGUGUUCGCAAAACUGCUCAGAAAUUCGUUCGAUAUUUCAAAAGCGAUUAAAUAUCUUAAAUCUCGUGACGAGAAUCGUUCCUUCUUCUACUUAAACGAAUCUUUAUAUCGAGGGUCGUUUGAAGAGAACCGAGUAUGAUACAUCUUUUAAUAAACAAACAAAAAUGUUUAAUUAAGAAAGCAAAAGGAUAAUUAGAAAAAAAUUUCAACGAAACCUUUCCUACUUCUAAACGAAAUUUAACAAUCUUCGAUUUGAUCUAACAAGCAUUUCAAUCUCAUCUCGAAUUAAUUGCCGAUAAAGAAAUAUACAAGGUAAUUCUAAUUUUCUAAUUUAGCAUCGAAUUAUCUGCGAUCGUAUAAUUUUCCAAUGAACGUUUCUUUCCUUUUCCAUCGGAAUAGAAAAUUCAUCGGAGUUAUAACCAAUCGCAAAAUUUAUUUCAAAUUUAAUUUCUACGAUAUUGGUUUUAUCGUUCAGUUUAGUCAGUUAUCGUAUCUAUGUUGGACAACUCGUGGGAUCAAGAAAAAUAUUCGAUUGAAUUUAUCCGAAAUUUUUCUUCAAAUUUAACAACUAAAUUUUUGUUGAUUCUACAAGCUGUCGUUUACUCUUUUUAGACGCAGUUCAAGAUAUAACUAAUUCAACAUAAAAUAAUUAUUACUGAUUCCAAUCGAAAGAUCACGACAUUUUUAUCUAAAAAAUGUGAUAUCACUUGGGUUAUCACUUUCAUAAUACUUUCUAUAUAUUUAUUCCAUCUCUAAAUAUCUAUAUAUAUAUGUGUGUGUUAUAUAAAAUAAUUUUAAUAUAAUCUGUUGACAUAAAACAUUGUUUCGGAGCAUGUCGUGAUUCUCUUGGAGAAUAUAUUAUUAUAAAAAAAAAAGACAUCUUUUUAAAAUUAUACAAGAUCAUUAUUUUCUCACGUAACAGGAAAAGAAAAAAGAAAUAAUACUGCAAAUUGAUUCGCAGUAUUUACUAUUAAAUACAAUUCGAAAUAUUCGAUAAACGUAAAAUAAAUGUUUUAAAAAACGAACGACAAUAAGUGUAAACGUGCUCUUGUCAACGAUUUCCCCUGAUUUUAUAUUAAUAAAAUUCUGAAAAUCUUGACGAAUCAAAUGCUUUCCCAAACGAUUCUCGAUAUGAGAUUUCAUCGGAAAAACAAAAUGGGAGAGGUAGAAUCUUCGUCGAUGUUUCGUAAUAACGAAAGGGAAACAAAGAAACGAUAAAAAAAAAUUAAAAAAUUAAAAAGAAACGAAAACAAAAAAUAAAAGAAAUAUAAUCAACUCGAAACACAGGAAGAAAUAAAUAUUAUAUAUAUAUAUAUCUAUUAUAUAUUAAAUAUUAUAUAAUAUAUAUACAUGGUGUAUAUAUAUACAAAACUUUUUUCAUCAUCAGACAAAAGAAUAAAGAUCGACGAAGUAUCAUCCGUCCACAAAAUUCUCGAUACGAUGAUUCUACGAUCUAAACGCGCUUGCAUUUUUAUUAAUUUUGUUUUCUUUUUUUCUUUUUCUCUUUGUACACGAGCAUAAAAAUAAAAGCAAACGAUGGAUAUACGCACACUUCUUUCUCGAGAAAAAAGAAAAAAAUUUCGUCGGUCAUCGUCAUCGGGAAACUUUGCCUUUUGUUUUUUCUUCUUUUUCCUUUUUUUAUAUUUUUCAUUAAUUUUCUUUUCAUAUCUUCUUUUUUCUUUUUUUUAAUCUUUUUUAUUCUUCUCGUUCGCACGAUCAAACGUAGUGCGCAGUUUUGAAAUAUCCAUUAUGACAUUUACGACACGCUAGAGUUAGGAGACGUUUUUAAAUGGAAAAUAAAAUUAAAAAAAAAAAACGCAAAAGAAAUCAAUAAUAAUAUUUAUAUACCACACACGUUGUUUAUAUAUAUAUAUAUAUAUAUAUAUAUAUAUAUAUAUAUAUACAUAGUACAUACUAAUGUAAGUAGUACUCUCUCUUUACGAAAUCUCGUAAGACACAAUUUUUACGAUUAAUCUAAUCGUUUCUUUAUUCUUUUCUGUUCUUUUUUAUCUUUUAAUUCGACAUAAACUACCUUGUAAAUAGUUAACAAAAUUAAUUGUAUGUAUCAUUUUUAACGAAGCAAAUUGCAAUUGCGUAAAAGUACGACGAAAGCAUUCACACAUAAUUAUAAAAGAUGACGUCUUCUUAUUAGAUCACUUCUAUUCAAAAAAAAAAAAAAAUAAUAAUAAUAAUAAUUGUACGAACAUUGUUUGUUGUCAUUGCGAAAUAUUUUUCUUCUUUGUUUCUUUUUAUUUUAUUUUAUUUUAAUUUUUUUUUUCUUGUACUUUUCUCUCAUCUACUUUUUCCAUCAUAUUUUUUCAUCGAAAAAUUAUGGCGAUGUGUGUACAUUGUACUUAUACCUAUUAACCCGUCUAUCCUUUCUUUGCAGUGAAUAAAAUGACAACGAAUCACGAGAA
This is a messenger RNA of Vespula vulgaris, 5930 nucleotides long. Its product is annotated as homeobox protein aristaless-like. Gene Ontology annotation, molecular function: RNA polymerase II transcription regulatory region sequence-specific DNA binding; DNA-binding transcription factor activity, RNA polymerase II-specific. Gene Ontology annotation, biological process: regulation of transcription by RNA polymerase II. The record is from RefSeq and is a predicted model, not a curated record. NCBI's taxonomy places the organism in Eukaryota, Metazoa, Arthropoda, Insecta, Hymenoptera, Vespidae. The transcript has 5 exons. The coding region runs from base 1482 to 3038 and encodes 518 amino acids.